Messenger RNA from Lasiodiplodia theobromae, 1512 nucleotides. RefSeq names its product Short-chain dehydrogenase reductase sdr. The coding region runs from base 1 to 1512 and encodes 503 amino acids. The record is from RefSeq and is a predicted model, not a curated record. Lineage: Eukaryota; Fungi; Ascomycota; Dothideomycetes; Botryosphaeriales; Botryosphaeriaceae. The transcript has 2 exons.
AUGCCGCUCUUCCAACCAACGCUCCACGCCCCGCCCGACGAGCCCACCCUCGAGGGCCACACCAUCAUCAUCACGGGCUCCAACUCGGGCAUCGGCCUCGAGACGGCGCGCCAGCUGCUGCUGCGCCGCGCGUCGACCGUCAUCCUCGCCGUGCGCAACAUCCACAAGGGCGAGCUGGCAAAGGCCUCGCUGCUGUCCGACCCGGCCGUCCGCCAGCACGCCAACCCGGCCGCCACCGUCGCCGUCAUGGAGCUCGACAUGGCCGACUACGACAGCGUCGCGCAUUUCGCUGCUGCGGUUACCGCCACCCUGCCGGAGCUGCAUCUGCUCGUGCUGAAUGCGGGAUGUGGUGGCGUAGGGGAUGCGGGGGGCAAGAAGAAGAGCAGUGUUGUUGAGCGCAAUAGCAGUGAGAGUAGCGCUAGCAGCAGCAACGGCGGCGGCAGCAGCAGCGUGGGCGGUUCCUCGUCGACAUCAUCAUCCGGCGGCGGCGGAAGCGGUGGCGGUGGUGGUGGCGAGCGAAGACGAGGAGGCGAAGCUGAAGGCGAAGGCGGAGGUGGUGGUGGCGCAAGAGUAGGAGGUGGAGCUGAAAACAACCACAACAACAGCAACAGCAGGCACGAGCGCACGCUUCAGGUCAACUACCUGUCCAACGUGCUGCUCCUGCUCGCGCUGCUGCCCCUGCUUCGUGCGACGGCCGCCCUUUGCGGCCGCCCCUCGCGCGUCACCUGGACCGGCAGCCGCGCCCACGCCCUUACCGCCCGCACCAGCGUCGCCCACUUGCCCCCCUUCCGUCCCGGCGACUCGGUCCUGGGUCGCCUCGACCAGGCAGCUGCGGAGGUCGACUACUACCACCAUCGCGGGCAGCGCCGUCGUGGUCGUCGGUGUUCUUUACCAGGAGGAGGCUCUCGCCACCGCCACCCCCAGCAGCGGGAGGAGGAGAACGAGGAGGGAGCGAGGAAGGGGGAGAAGGGAGGAGCAGGUGGAGGGAAGAGGUUGCAGCAGUGGCGGCACUACUUCGACCCCUUUACGCGGUACGCGGAUAGCAAGUUGCUUGCCGUCUUCUUUUUGUACGAGCUGCGGCGCCGGUUGGGCGUGCUGGAGGAUGGGGAGGCCGAGGGCGGCGGGGUGGUGGUGAAUAUGUUUUGCCCCGGCAUGGUGGAUACGCGGAUCGGUGAUGCACUGCCGUGGUAUCUACGAUUGCCGUGGAAUGCGAUGAAGGUUCUGCAGGCGCGGAGUGUGGAGCAGGCGGGUUGGGUGGCUGUUCACGCAGCAGUGGUGGCGGGGGAGGAGUCGCAUGGGAGGUUCUUGGGUGAUAUGGAGGUCUUUGAGGAGACAGACUUUAUCAAGAGUGAGGACGGGAGGAAGAUUCAGGCGAUGCUUUGGGAGGAGACGGUGGCGGAGAUGUCGAAGCUGAUGGAAGUGCCGGAGUGGAUGAGGACCGGUGGAGGCUCCGAACAUGAGAUUGUCAGCGAGAAGAAUCUUAUGAUGCAAGCUGACAUGUCAGACAGGUAA